CUUGUUAUAAAGCAGAAGACUUCGGAUCCAUUUCUUUAUGCACCCUUUCCGAACAUCGUCUGAUUAAGUGGUCAGCUCCCCAACAGGCCUUUAAUGACCGAGCUAGGGCUUCCAAAUCACCAGGUGUAAGUGGGAAACACUGUCCCACAUCUCAUAAUGGCGGGAUUGCGAAACACAAUCAAAGCAAAUCUUGGAUUUCGUGGAACACAGAAUAUUGCUGCUUGGGCUGUGGCUGGAGUCCUUGCAUACUAUCUCUGGGUGAAGCCGGAGAGGGAGGCUGAACAGGAACGCAAAGCAUCUCGAGAGAGGGCGCGGCUAUUUGCAACCGAGAAGGGCUUGACUGAAGUUGACAAGCGACGGCCUGUCGCCGAUCCUCAGGACACAGGGCUUGUGAGAGGAUCGAGGUCAUGAUCCGCAGCAAUGUGGAGGACUGGGACAAGCCGCAAUGUCAGCAGUAGCUGACUCCUGUGGCUGUACAAGAGCACAGUGAAGCAAAUGAACUCAUUGAGCAUGUGUGUACAUUUAGAAGGCAAGGACACUGUCUGCAUUGAUUCUUGAGUGUGGGUGACUCCUGAUCCUUUCACUUGCACACUCCUCAUACUUGCUCGGUGAGGUCUGUGGUCACCAAUCUGCUGCUGCAAUCCCUGGAGCAGCUGAGACAAAAGCUGAUCGCACAGAGUUUGCGUAUCUGCAUCAGGUUGACACUGGAGGAUGCAACAACAAUGGCGCACGUGUGUGAGGUGACUAGGUGCAGGGAGCAAGCAAUAUGUUCCAUUGUACCAUGGAAGUUGAGUUGCCAGCCAGGGUGGUUGUCUCCUGAAGUAAAUCUGCAAAAUUUUAAAUGGUAUUGCAGGGGC
Molecule: messenger RNA, 857 nt
Organism: Coccomyxa subellipsoidea C-169
Lineage: Eukaryota; Viridiplantae; Chlorophyta; Trebouxiophyceae; Coccomyxaceae
Exons: 4
Coding region: 157-411 (84 amino acids)
Source: RefSeq, a predicted model, not a curated record